CAUGAUGCGGAGGAAUUACAAUCUCAUGCUACAGUUGCACAUGUGUUUGUGUAUUAGACAUUUAUUGCUAGAAAUAUGUCGUUUUAGGACAUUUAUUAUUGCAUUAAUUUAUAAUUAGAUGAAUAAGUGAAAUGACAAAUUGCUUAAAGACUACGAUUUCUGCUGUUGGUUGAGCUUGGUAAACAGUAACGUAUUUGAACAGUGUUAGCAAGCUAGCUACAAUGUUAUAGUGUGUUAUGGUGUCACAUUGAUUCAUUUAGCACAUGAAACAUUUGUAGCACUGACACGUCACAUUACAUAACUGGACAGUCUAUCUACCAUGACUAUGACGGAGGAAGCACCGAGUGUCCCUGAGUGCUACAUCUCAGAACAUGAAGGGUUCUAUGGAACCAUCAAGAACUUCACCAGAGACUUUGUAGUCACAGAGAUAGACAUCCAUGGCCAGAUGGUCACUAAACCCAGUGUAUCUGAUGUUCCUCAAUCAUCCAACAUUACUGAGGCAUGUCCAGGUGCCAAGUCUGAAGGAAAGACAAAUAUUAUUAGCCCAAAACAUGAACACAACCUCAAAGAAGAGAAUUCAGAACCUGGACCCGGUCAGAAUGGUGACAUCACAUCCACCGCCAGCCAAGACUGUUUUGACCUGAACAUAAUACUGGGUCAGGCUGUCUGUGAAGAGCUAGAGCAGUUCACUGCUUUAUUGAGAGAGAUGUCAUCAAGUCCCAAUGAUGACGUUGAGAAGAAGCUGGCCAACCAAGAAUCAUCCAAUGGCAGUGAGAAGGUGGCCAAUCAAGAGUUAUCCCUGGGUUCAUUCCCAGACAAACACCAAAGAGCUAAUGUCCACCGCGCUGUCCGACACAGCUUUCCCUUCCUGUUGACAGUAACCAACCAAUCAGAGAUCAGGGUUAAGGAGGACCCUGACUUUAAGCUCUUAUCAGGUUUGGUCUCCGAGGAGGAGGCCGAAGACUUUAUCAGGUUCAUCGACACCAAGAUGCCUAAUUCUGUGUACACGUUCAGGGGUGAUGACAGUAAGGAGCACAGGACGGCAGUGCACCACUUCCUCAGUAGACGGUUUGGUAAACUGGUGGAGACCAAGAGCUUCAUUGACCAGCAGCAGAAGACUACGGCCAUUACUGUCAGGUUGAGAAAAAAAGGGAAACCCAGGAAGAGGACGGCUGAUGACAGUAAAGAGGAAGAGGUCUAUACAGCGUUCACUCUGAGGAAGGAGAACCUAGAGACUCUGGAGGCUAUCAGCUACAUGGCAGCUGUCCUGGGGGUGCUGCCCUCUGACUUCACCUACGCUGGCAUUAAGGACAAGAGGGCCGUCACCUACCAGUCCAUGGUGGUCAAGAAGAUCUCACCACAACGGCUGAGAGAGAAGGCCAGUGAGUUUGAGAAGAGGGGGGUGGUCCUCUCCUCCGUCCGCUCCGUCUCGGAGCCUCUUCAUCUGGGUAGACUCCAGGGGAACCACUUUGACCUGGUGGUACGGGAUCUGAGGCCACACCAGGGUCAUGGCACACUGAUGGAGCUGGACUCACUGGUGCAGGAGGCUGUGGAGAACGUAAAGGUCAAGGGGUUUGUGAACUACUAUGGACCUCAGAGGUUUGGGACUGGACAGAGUGUUCAGUCUGACCGCGUCGGACUGGCCCUGCUCAAAGAGGAAAUGGUGGCAGCUGUCCGUCUGUUUUUCACACCAGAAGAAGGUGAUGACCCUCAGAGCGUUGCCAAGAGACACUUCCUCCAGACUGAUAAUGCCAAGGAGGCCCUGUUUCUGAUGCCCAUGUCCAAGGCCAGAGAGAGGAUGAUGCUGAGGGCCCUACAUCGCUAUGGGACGGGCCCAGAGGGCUGCACCCGUGCCUGGCUCAGCCUGCCCCAUGGGAUGAGGGUCUUCUACCCCCACGCAUACUGCAGCCGGGUCUGGAACGAGGCGGCUGCACACAGGCUGACCACGCUGGGCCACAGGGCCAGGCAGGGAGAUCUGGUCUGGAAGCAGAGGAGAGAGGAGGGGAUAGAGGCGGGAGAAACCAGCUUACCUCAGAUUCAUGUUGUUACUGCUGCAGAGGAGGAGGAGGAAGUCUACUCACUAGGACAGGUGGUUCUUCCCAUGCUUGGCAACAGUGUGAAGUACCCAGAGAACCCUGUAGGGGGCUGGUACCAGGAGAGACUGGCGAGGGAUGGACUACAGAGCUGUCGUUUCAGAGUCACUCCUCUCAAGCUGAACCUCCCUGGCUGCUACCGCCCCUUACUGGCCAUCCCACAUAGCCUGACCUACAGGCUGGAGCAGGGACAGAGAGCUGGGGAGAGGCAACAGGAGUGGAAUGGAAAGUCACAGGCUAGUGGAGCGGUACCACAGCACCCUGACACAGACACAACUAGACCUGGAGGUCUGGAGAGGCAGAGAGGAGGGGAGAGCGUGCAGGGUAAUGGAGAGGGGGAGUCAACGGUGCAGUACCCUGACACAGACACAACUAGACCUGGAGGUCUGGAGAGGCAGAGAGGAGGGGAGAACGUGCAGGGUAAUGGAGAGGGGGAGUCAACGGUGCAGUCCUCUGACACAGACACAACUAGUUUGACGUUGAACUUUGACCUGGACUCCUCCUGCUACGCCACCAUCUGCCUCAGAGAGGUCAUGAAAUGUGACCCUUAAACUGGAGUCUCAGAUGUUGUAUGUACUACUGUGUGUACAGUAUUUUCUUCUUGUGUACUUGUAGGAUACUGCUACAUUAUUGUGAUCAGUUUGCUGAUUCGGUGCCUGAUUUGUCAGACAUGUCGUUAAUAAAAAAAUGCUUUGUUCA
This is a messenger RNA of Oncorhynchus tshawytscha (Chinook salmon), 2792 nucleotides long. It is a transcript of the gene pus7l, whose product is annotated as pseudouridine synthase 7 like. Gene Ontology annotation, cellular component: nucleus. Lineage: Eukaryota; Metazoa; Chordata; Actinopteri; Salmoniformes; Salmonidae. The transcript has 10 exons. The record is from RefSeq and is a predicted model, not a curated record. The coding region runs from base 320 to 2644 and encodes 774 amino acids. Gene Ontology annotation, biological process: pseudouridine synthesis. Gene Ontology annotation, molecular function: RNA binding; pseudouridine synthase activity.